GGGUGGAGAUGGGACUCCUGAGGGAGUGUUGAGGUGUUUCAGCAGCGUGUUGGUUCAGAGCCUUUGAAGGCACUGAAGUUGAAGUUAGCGGCAGUUGAAACACACUCGUACAGCUCCGUAUGUGUGUUUCUCACCGCAUCUUUUCUCUCUUUUUCUUUUCAUGGACUUUACACCAAUCCACUAUGGGAGUACACCGGUUGUUGCCAUCCUGUCAAAGGAUUUUUAAAAGUUCCUGAAGUGUGAGGGGAGAGAAAAAAGACAGACACUCCUGGAAGAGUUGCCUAACUGGACCUGAGGUCUGAGGAUCGUCAUGGAGGUACCAAAGAUGGCAGCUUUCGGAACAACUCUCCUCACUUUAGCCUCUGUCUUUCUGCACGUGGCGAGAUGUCAGGGGAGUAUGGGAAAGGGAAAAGACAGCUUGCCACUGAGGUUCACACAUCAUCUUUACAAUGCCACCAUCAAUGAGAACUCUGCCCCGCGGACGUAUGCCGAGACGCCGGUGAAGAUGGGCAUUGAAGUGACAGAUCUGUUCUGGGAAAUCAAAUAUAACGUCAUCUCGGGUGAUGACGACGGCCUUUUCCAAGCAGAGGCGGUUAAAGUUGGGGAUUUCUGCUUCCUCAGGAUCAAAACACGCAGCAGUAACUCAGCACUCCUCAACAGGGAGGUCAGAGACUCCUACAUUCUCACUGUGGCUGCAAUCGAAAACACGUUUUCCUUCGAGGCGAAGACGAAGGUGUUUGUCCAGGUACUUGACACCAACGACCUAAAACCUCUUUUCUUUCCCGCCUCGUACAACGAGGCCAUCAGGGAGGACACCCCACUUAAGUCGAGUGUCGUGAGGGUUAGCGCUACAGAUGCUGACAUUGGGAGCAACGCUCAGUUUUAUUACUCUUUCACCAGCAGAGCUCAUCCUUUUGUCGUCGACCCUUUCACAGGCACAGUCAGCCUCGUCAGAAAGCUCAAUCACACCCGCCAUGAGAGGUACGACCUCACAGUUUUAGCAGAGGACAGGACAAAGAAGAUAUCUGGUGUUCAAAAAUUUGGUAAUGUCGCAAGGGUUACAAUAAACAUACAAAAGAUGCCCAUGGCUUCUCCAGUUAUCACACCUCCACCCAAACCCACAGUCUCCACAGACGGUAAAAUAACUAUCCAUGUCCAUGUGGAAGCAGGAGUUAAGCCUGUGGAAUCCCUUAAAAUUGUUGGAGGGGAUCCCCACAAGUGUUUUGAGAUAAUCCCCUUAGGUGUGCAGGGCACUGACUUCCAAGUGAUCUCUACAAAGAGGAUUAUCUGGUCUCAAACUCCUUUUGGGCUGAAUUUGUCCCUUCAAGCUAAAGACAGGAGCUUCCCAAGUUUACUCUCUCCAAUUACACAAAUCCACGUUCCGGCCUAUCAUUACAGCCCUUUGGCAUUUUUGGAGGACACCUACAUUGUCACACUGAGUGAGUUUUCCCCCCCUAAAACUUAUGUAGUCAAGGUUUCAGUUGCCUCAGUACCUUAUAAUGUCACCUUUAGUAUCAAAAAUAAUCCAGACAGCACUAAAUUCAAGAUAAACCCCAAAACGGGAAUUAUCAUAACAACGGAGAAAUUUGACUACGAGAGAAAGGAGCGAUACGAGUUCGAUGUAGUGGCCAAUCAUGGUGAUGCUGAGACUCACAUAGUGAUUGAGAUAACAGAUGAAAAUGACAACAGCCCACAGUUCAGCCACACCUCCUAUCAGGCCACACUGGAUGAAAACACCCCCGUUGGUAGCAGCGUUUUAAAAGUAGCUGCCAUGGAUCAAGAUAAAGGCAAAAGCGGCUUUGUGACUUAUGCUAUUGCAAACGCAGGCCCGUUACCUUUCAUAAUAGACCCUUUCACAGGUGUCAUCUCAACCUCCGAACACUUAGACUACGAGCUGAUGAAGCGGCGGUACCACUUGAGAGUUUGGGCCUCAGACAGCGGCAGCCCCUUCAGUCAGGUCAGCGAAUGCCCCGUGACCAUAACCCUCAACAACAUCAACGACAACGUCCCUCUGUUUGAGAGGGUGGGCUGCAACACCACUAUACCCCAAGAUUUACCUGUCGGGCACACAGUCGCUGAGCUGUCAGCCAUCGAUGUGGAUGAGCUGCAGCAGCUGAAGUAUGUCAUCGAGUCCGGAAACGAACUCCAAGUGUUUAGUAUUGACUCGUCAGGAGCCAUCACCCUUAAGCAACCGAUUCCCCUCCGAGCAAGUUCGUUCGAUUUGAGAGUGGUAGCCACAGAUGGUAAACAUUCGUCUGAACCUUCAAUUGUUAGAGUAACUGUCACAAACAGAGGCGAUGAAGCAACGCUCAACUGCCAGGAAACGGGCGUUUUCAAACAGCUCACAGAUAAACUGAUAGAGUCAAUCAAACCUGUUUUAACCAGUCAAGAAGAUGAAGCGUUCUCUGAUAUCCACAUCACCAACCGGCAUUCUCCAAAGUUUGACUUGAGCAUCCCGGGUUCAAUCGACCUGAUCGAGGACCAUCCGCUGAAUUCCACCAUCGUUCAGUUCAAGGCAACGGACGCUGACACGGGGUUUAACAGCAAGCUGGUGUACACCAUAUCAAGUGGAAAUGAAGAUGGCUGUUUCUCCAUUGACGUUUUCUCUGGUGACCUUCAGUUAGUUUGCCCGUUAGACAGAGAGAAUAAAGAGUUCUACAUUUUGAACAUCACUGUUUAUGAUUUGGGAAUACCGCAAACAUCGGCAUGGAAGUUUGUCGCAGUGAACGUCCUGGACGUCAACGACAAUCCUCCUGUUUUUGAUCAGCCCAGAUACGUGAUACACGUGCCUGAAAACACAGAGGUGGACUCUAUUAUUUUUACAGCUCGUGCACUAGACCCUGAUGUAGAUACAAGUGGUAGCGUCCAAUACUCCCUACUGACGUCUACAGACAUGUUCAGAAUUGAUGAAGGGACCGGUGAGGUGGUGGUGACGAGCCGUUUGGACCGAGAAACCUCUCCCAGGCACGACCUCCGGAUCCAAGCCAGAGAUCAAGCCAAACUGGGCCCCCAGUUGUUCUCCGUGAUCGACCUUGUGGUUGUUUUGCAAGACAUAAAUGACAACCCUCCCAAGUUUGUGCCCAAGGUUUACAAAAUAAAAGUCCCAGAGGAUGUCCCUGUGGGCACUCUGCUUGUCUGGGUUGAGAGCGUUGACUUGGAUCUUGGCAGUGGUGGCCUCGUCACCUACAACCUAAAGAAAACAGAGGGCGGGAUCUUUCACCUCGACUCCUCCACGGGCGCCCUGACCCUGGAAAGGGAGCUGGACUUUGAGAGGCGGCCCAUUUACAACCUCACAGUCCGGGCAGUGGAUCACGGCCUCCCCCGCUCCCUCUCCUCCUCCUGCUUUGUGGAGAUUCAAGUUCUUGAUGUCAACGAGAACCUCCACAGGCCUGUGUUUUCAGAGUUUGUGUAUGAAACCGGAGUCAUGGAAGAUGCAGCCGUGGGGACAUCAGUCGUCACACUGACAGCUUCAGACAAGGACAUGGGCAGAGAUGGAGUUGUUCGGUACCACAUCCAUGAAGGCUCUGGUCUCGGAGUGUUCACCAUUGAUGAGGAAUCAGGUGUGAUUCGUACGACAGAGAGGCUGGACCGCGAGAUGAUGCCACACUACUGGCUUUCUGUUUACGUCACUGACCUGGGGACCGAGCCUCUGAUCUCCUGGACUCACGUCUUCCUGGAGGUCCUGGACGUGAACGAUAACGCUCCAGAACUUUCUCAGCCGGUAUAUUUCGCAUCAGUCCUGGAGAACGUGGACAAGGUGAAGUCUGUCGUCCAGGUGUCAGCCACAGACCUGGACACUUCUUCUGAGGGGAAGCUGUCCUUCCAGAUGCUGGAAUCUCACCGGACAUACUUUGAUGUGGAUCCCAAGACAGGUGUUAUCAGCACUCUCUCAGCUUUGGACCGGGAGGAUAAACCAGAACACAGUAUCGAGGUAAUCGUCUCAGAUAAUGGGUCUCCGUCUCUGCGCUCCACCGCCACCGUGGUGAUUCGAGUUCUGGACGCUAAUGACAACCGACCGAAGUUCACAGACAAACUUUUCCACAUUAAGCUGCCCAACCAGCGGCAGCAGGCAGGCAGACAGGAAGUCUGCAGGAUGGUCGCACGGGACGACGAUGAGGGCUCGAACGCUGUGGUGACAUACAAGCUCCAAGACAACAAGGACGAGCGAUUCCAGAUCGACUCAGUGACCGGUGUGGUGACAUCACAUGGUGAUUUCUGGCCCGGAAACUACAGUAUUCUCACGAUUAAAGCCACAGACCAGGGCAGCCCGUCACGCUCGUCCACGGCGAGACUCGACAUCGAGUGGAUCACCCGCCCGCCGCCGUCCUCCGAGCCAAUCACGUUCGACGAGCCUCACUACACCUUUGCAGUCAUGGAGACGGAGCCCGUUACUCUCAUGGUGGGCAUCAUCAUGACGGAGACGAACCGGCAGAAGUGGUUUGAUAUCAUAGGUGGUGAUGAGGAAAAGGACUUUGACAUCCAAAGAAACACAGGAACCAUCACGAUUGCCCGCCGGCUCGAUGCGGCCCGACGCUCCAACUACAACAUGACGGUGCGAGUCACCGAUGGCCACCACAGCGCCACCACACAGGCCUACAUCCGUGUGCUGGACAUGAAUGAGCACCGGCCCGUCUUCCUGAAGCCGCUAUACGAGGUGAGGGUUCCUGAGGACACUUCGCCUUGGAAGGAUAUCCUGCAGAUCAGCGCGCAGGACGCCGACACCAACAGUAAGCUGGUGUACUCCAUCCACAGCAGCCUCCAUCCAGACAGCACCAAGUUCUUCCACCUGGACCCAAAGAGUGGAGUCCUGGUGAUGACGGAGGAGCUCGACUACGAGAUGAUCUCCGUUCAUACGCUCAUCGUUAUGGUGCGUGACCAGGAGAUCCCAGUGAAGAGGAACUUUGUGAAGGUGGUGGUUCAUGUGGAGGACUGUAAUGACCACUCACCUGACUUCCUGAGUCCCCGCUACGAGGUCAGCAUUUCCAACCUGGCCCCCGCGGGCUCCGAGGUCGUCCGGGUCAAGGCCCUGGACAAGGACAUGGGCAGCAACUCCGACAUCAGCUACUCUCUGAACUCCGGGAACAUCGACAACAUCUUCUCCAUAGACCCUGAGCUGGGCUCCAUCAGUGUGUCCAAACCUCUGGACCUUCAGCCUCAGGACCAGUUCCACCUGACGGUAAAGGCCACAGACCAGGGCUUCCCUCAGCGCAGCGACAUCUGCUCCGUCCACGUCUACGUCCGCAUCUCCGACCAAACCCCGCCCGCCUUCCCCUCGGACGAAUACCUCACAGAGAUCAGCGAAUUAAGCACCCUCGGAGCACCAGUGGUCACCAUCUUGGCCUCCAGCCCCGCUUCAGUGCAUUAUGGGAUAGAAAGUGGCAACACAAAUGGAACGUUUCAUAUCAACCCCUACACCGGGUUGAUUUCAGUCCAAAAGUAUCUUGAUUUUGAGAACUGUGCCUCCUACAAGCUCAAAGUCACAGCUUCCACCGCGGCCGGAGCCUCGUCCACCACGGUCGUUUUCAUCUACGUGAUUGACGAGAACGACAACGCUCCUGUUUUUCAGCGGCUGGAGUACCUGGGGCAAAUAAGUGAGGCAGCACACAUCAACAGCAUGGUUAUGGGAGAAAGAAACACCCCUCUGGUCAUUCAGGGUUCAGAUGCAGACAAAGAUUCAAAUUCUCUACUUGUUUAUGAGAUCCUCGAACCGGAAGCUCUGGACAUCUUCAAGAUAGACUCUAGCAUGGGCACCAUCACUUUAAUUUCACCGGUUGACUUUGAAUCGAAGGCCGAGUAUCACUUCACGGUUCAGGUAAAGGACUCGGGGGAGCCAUCGCUGUAUGCAAUAGAACCCACCAAGGUCACCAUUCGUGUCCUGGACCUGAAUGACUGCCCGCCACAAUUCAGCACCCCUGUGUACGAGCCAUCCAUCAUCUUCCCUGCUGUCAGGGAUACAGAGGUUGUGCGUGUGAUGGCUCAUGACGCAGACUCUGCAGUCUCAUACAGCAUCACCGAGGGGAAUCUUCACAAUGCCUUUUCAAUUGAUCCCAAUACCGGAGUCAUCACCGUGAGCAAUGUGUCAGAUUUCAGGUCAUUUUAUCAACUGGCUGUCAAAGCCUCUGACGGCCUCUACAAAGACUCGGCUACCGUCAAAGUGAACAUCACAAACCUGACAGCCAGCGAUCUUGGGUUUGAGCAGCAAGUUUAUUCAGCAAGCGUUACAGAAAACUUAAAAACAGUCAAGAGUUUGGUGGCACUUAAAGUGACAGGUUGCUUUUUAAAUGAGCCUCUUUUGUUUUCUGUUGUUAACCCAGUGGGGAAGUUUGUGAUUUCCCAAACUUCAGGCAUUCUUGAAACAACAGGAAUCCCUUUUGACCGAGAGGAACAAGAUGUUUAUGACGUUGUGGUGAAGGUAGAAGACAUGAGAACACUGCAGAGGACAGCUACCACCCAGAUCAAGGUUUUCAUAGAUGAUGUCAAUGACAACGCUCCACAGUUUCUGAACUUGCCCUUUUCAAUGAUGAUUUCUGAAACCUCUGAACCAGGAGAUGUUUUAUAUCAAGCAACCGCUAUUGAUCGAGAUCUGGGAGAGAACGGGUCCAUCUUGUACUCACUGGAGGAGGACUACGACCUCUUCAGGAUUGACCCUGACGUCGGCGAUGUGUCCCUUCAAAGACCUCUUGACUUUGAAGCUCUGAAUAAGUAUGCAUUGACAGUCCUGGCUACAGAUGAAGGCCAGCCCAGUCACACCGCCGCGGCUCAGCUCAGUAUUCAAGUGAGGAAUCAAACCAACCCAGUUUUCCAGACCCUUCUGUAUCCGCUGAAAGUCCCCGAGAAUGUCCCCCCAUUCACCACAAUCCUGCAUGUCCAGGCCCGGAAUCCUGAGGGUUAUCGGCUCAUCUACAACCUUGAAGAAGAAAAUGCCUCGCAGCACUUUCACAUUGAUUUUAAAACCGGUGUGUUGACCAUCACCAACCCCCUCGACUAUGAGAGCCAAACAAUGCACGUGUUGACAGUUCGUGCGACUGACUCUGUGACUGGAGCUUUCUCUCAGGCCUCCAUUGAAAUAGAAGUUGAGGAUGUGAAUGAUAACGCUCCAGUUUUCUCAAAGCUAACGUACACUGUGAUAAUCGAUGAGGGACUCCCGAUCGAUACUUCUGUGUUACAACUUUCUGCUUCUGAUAGGGACUCUGGCAGAAAUAAAGAUCUUACCUUCCAGAUAGUAAAAACAGAGAAGAACGAGACAGACUUCUUUGAGAUUGAUCCUCAUAGUGGGUUGAUUGUCUUAAAACAGGUGCUGGACCAUGAAAAAACUAAACACUUCAAUUUGAAAGUUAAAGCUACAGACAAUGGCACUGUUCCUCUUAGCAGUGAAGUUCUCGUCUUCAUAAAUGUCACAGACGUCAAUGACAACCCACCAGACUUUGUCAGCUCCCAGUACGACGCCACCCUGGAUGAAAUGGCAAGGUGCGGCCACAUAGUCAUCAAAAUCCAAGCCUCAGAUCCAGACACGGGCGACCUGAACAACCUCAAGUACAAAAUCCUCUCAGGGAACGAAGGCCGCUACUUCAACAUCAACGAAUCCUCAGGAAUCAUCUCUUUUUCUAACGUGUGUAAGAGGAAUCUGGAUCCAUACUAUAACCUGACGGUGGCGGUGUCUGAUGGAGUGUUUCAGAAGACGGCGCCAGUCAAUAUCGACAUGAUAAACAGCAACAGGCACAGUCCGCACUUCAAGCAGAGCAUCUACGAAGCAGAGCUGGCAGAAAACGCAGAGGCAGGAACUCGGGUGAUCCGAUUGGCGGCCAUUGACCCGGAUGACGGGCCAUACGGCAGCGUCGACUACACCAUCAUAAACAAGCUCGCAGAUGAGAAAUUCUCCAUUGGCGCUGACGGGCAGAUUGUUACGACACAACCACUGGACAGAGAAAAUCCCACCCAGAGAGUCAUCGCUAUCAAAGUGAUGGCUAAAGAUGGCGGCGGGAAAGUGGCCUUUUGCACGGUGAAGAUUAUUCUGACAGAUGAGAACGACAACGUUCCUCAAUUCAAAGCGUCACAGUACCAGGUGUCAAUUCAGUCGACUGUAAAUAAAGGCUCCCCUGUCAUUCAAAUCCUGGCUUACGAUGCAGAUGACGGCAACAAUGCAGAUGUCACCUACACAGUCGAGGAAGCAGAAGAGGUAGCAGAAGACAUUAUUGAGAUCAACCCUUUCACCGGGAUCGUGAGUGUCAAAGAGAGUCUUGUCGGCAUGGAGAACAAGAUCUUCAACUUCAAAGUGAAAGCUCGUGACGGCAGCCUCCCUUUCUACAACUCCACCGUCCCCGUUCAGCUCAAAGUCGUUCCUCCUGAGGUUCCACUCCCAAAGUUCUCAGAGCCGCUCUACACCUUCUCUGCCGCAGAGGACGUCCCCAUCGGGACGGAGGUCGGCUCGGUGAGGGCGGACUCCGACAUGCCGCUAAUUUACAGCCUGGUGAACGGGAACACAGUGGAAAGCAACAAGGACAAAGUUUUCAGUCUGGACAAAGAAAGCGGGACUUUGCUGCUGCAAAAGACGAUUGAUCACGAAAAGACGAAAUGGUAUCAGAUAGACGUGAUCGCUCAGGGGAACCACAACGGGACGGAUGUUGCAUCGCUGGUGUCGGUCAGCAUCCAAGUCCAAGACGUGAACGAUAACCAGCCGGUGUUUGAUGCAAACCCAUACAGAGCCUUCCUGGCUGAGAACAUGCCUACUGGAACCACUGUUAUUCAGGUGACCGCCAACGACCCGGACACAGAGACCAACGGUCUGGUGACCUACAGCCUGGAGUCUCUGCCUGACGACACCACGGGGGACAUCACCGAAGUCUUCUCCAUCGACGGGGACACCGGCUGGAUCACCACCAUGCGGGAGGCGGACUGCGAGGCCACCAGGGUGUACAGGUUCAACGUGCUCGCCACGGACCACGGCGGCGACAUCAAGCUCUCCUCCAGCGUCCUGGUGGAGGUGACUGUGACAGACGAGAACGACAACCCGCCCAAGUUCUCCGAUGACGUGUACCGCGGCUCGAUUGUGGAGAACAGCAGCCCCGGCGAGGUCAUCGUCUCAAUGACGACCACGGAUGCAGACGUGUCGCUGGAGAACCGCCUCGUGACGUGUUACAUCACAGACGGGGAUCCUUUGGGCCAGUUCGCCAUCAUCCAGGAGGACGAGGGCGAGUGGGGUUUGAUCGUGAAGGAAGCUCUGGACAGAGAGACCAAAGACAGAUACACGCUCAGAGUCAUGGCCACCGACGGGAAGUUUGAGGCUCCGGUUGUUGUGGAAGUGCACGUUCUGGACAUCAACGACAACAGUCCGAUGUGUGAACAGCUGGUGUACACAGAGGCGCUGAUGGAGAACUCGCCCCUCAAUAUGUUCGUGCUGAAGGUUUCAGCCUCAGACCCGGACGUGGGAGCUAAUGGCCAGGUCUCCUACACCCUGCACGGUCCCAGCGCAGACAAGUUCCAUCUCGACCACAGAACAGGCGAGCUGUUCACUUUCUACAUGUUGGACCGCGAGAAGGAGGUCGAGUACAACCUGGUGGCGAAGGCGACUGACGGCGGCGGGCGCUCGUGUCAGGCCGACAUCCGGCUGAUGAUCCAGGACAUGAACGACAACCCACCUCACUUCUCGUCCAGCCACUACGAGGUCACCGUGUUCGACAACACGACCGUCCGGACUCCUGUCGCCGUCAUAUACGCCAAGGACCCGGACACAGGUAUAAACUCUGAGGUGAAGUACUCCCUCCUGGCGGGCGACAGCGGCUACUUCUCCCUGGACGAGUUUUCGGGGAUCCUGCGUCUGGAGCGGCCCCUGACCCCCGACACCCCGCCCACCUUUGAGCUGAAGGUGAAGGCCACCGACCGCGGCCUGCCUCGCCACCUCUACUCUGUCGCCACUGUGACUGUGGACGUGGUCUCCCUGGAUGACUACCAGCCCGUCUUCCUGAACUCGGAGUACACCGCUCAGCUCCCAGAAUCCUUAGCGGUCGGGUCGGAGGUGCUGAGUGUCUCCGCCCUGACGCGAGACGACAGAGGGCCGGAUCCCAUCUACCGUAUCGUGUCCGGCAACGAGGACGGACGCUUCCUGCUGGACAAACGAUCAGGCCUGCUGACCCUUAUCGCCCCGCUUGACUUUGAAGUUUCCCGGGAGUACUACCUAUCUGUGGAGGGAACGCGGGGCAAGCCGUCCCUCAGUGACAUCACCACGGUCAUCAUCAACGUGACGGACCUAAACGACAACCCGCCGGUGUUCGGACGAGGCGACUACAGCACAGAGAUAACAGAGGAUCUAACGCCGGGGAGCCUGGUGAUGCAGGUAACAGCCACUGAUCAGGACGGUCCCAUCAACAAUCUGCUGCGUUACUCCAUAGUGAGCGGAGACCCUCUGCAGCAGUUCUCUAUUCACCCUCGAAGUGGAGAAAUCUCUGUCCGUACAUCGCUGGACAGAGAGGAAAUCCCUCAUUACUCUCUGACGGUGCAGGCAGCAGAUGAAGGUGACCCCCCUCUGUCCUCGGCCGUCCUCAUCACCAUCACUGUCACUGAUGUCAACGACAACCCGCCCGUCUUCUCCCAGGUCAACCACAGUCUGCUGCUGCAGGAGGGCGAGGCGGUCGGCAGCAGCAUCCUGCAGCUGGUGGUGACGGACAAAGACACGCCCAGGAACGGCCCGCCGUUCUCCAUCCACAUCGUCAGCGGGAACGAGGACCGACGCUUCCAAGUGGACCAGGGCGGCCUGCUGUCGCUCUCUGCUCCCCUCAGGAAGAAGGUCAAACCGCAUCACCAGCUCAAGAUCCAGGUGACGGACAGCGGCCACCCUCCUCUCUCCUCCAUCUGUGUGGUGAACAUCAAUGUCACUGAGCAGAGCAAGUACCCUCCCUCUGUGGUGCCUUUGGAGGUCUUCAUCACCACUUCUGGCGGGCUGUUUGCCAACCGGGUCAUCGGCAGGCUCCACGCCUCAGACCAGGACCUGCAGGACGUCUUGACCUACAAGCUGGUGUCAGAAAACCCAGACGGAGGACGCUUCUCCGUCGACCUGGCGGACGGCAAAAUCUGGGCAGAUGAGAAUCUUAAAGAGGGCUCCUACUCACUCAACGUCAGCGUGACCGAUGGCAAGUUCAGCGUCACGGCCGGGGUCAGAGUUCACGUGUGGGCGGCCGACCAGCGGGUCCUGGACUCCGGCCUGACGUUGCAGCUGGAUGGUCUGUCACCGGAGGAGUUUCUGGGGGACCACUGGAGGGGCCUGCAGCGCAGCCUGGGACAGGCUCUGGGUUUACCUAGACAGGAGCUCCAACUGGCCGGCCUGCAGCAGCUACCUGACGCCCAGGUCCUCGAGGCCUUGCUGGUCUGGAGGCCUCAAAGUGGACUUGUCCAGUCUCUGCCCACAAACAGACUCGCGGGUAUUAUAUCGGACAUCGAGGACUCUCUGGGCCUCAGCAUCCGCAGAGUGAGCCACAACGGGUGUCUGGGUACCGGCUGCCCGCCGCGAGGCUGCAGGAACGCCGUCCGACUGACAGCAGAAAGACUGAGCCAUUUCACCACCGCCAGAGCCGGUUACAUCACCCCACUGCACACCUGGGAGAGCGUCUGCCCCUGUAACGAGUCCGCAGUGAGGUUCGAUGGUAAAUCUUACCUGAAGUACCUUCACGGGAUGGAUGAGGACAACCAGGACUUCAAACUGUCACUGAGAUUCAAAACGGUCCAGGAGCAUGGCCUCAUCGCAUACGCCAACAGCACCAACGACCAGGGGACUUUACAGCUAACUGAUGGAGGGCUGCGCUUCAGGUACAGCUGUGGAAACACCUCCCCUGGCUCCUUACUGAUCAGAUCUGAUCCCGUAUCAGACGGCAGGUGGCACAGCGUUGUGCUGGAGGUCAACUCCAGCUCCCUGAGACUGACCCUGGACCAGCAGCAUCCAGCCCACGUCGCUCUGAGCGAGCCGUGCCGUAUGAUGCGCUCCCAUGGUGCUUUGCUCUUCGCUGCGUUCACUCAGGACAUUCGCCCGCAUCCACAUAAUUUUAUCGGCUGCCUAGAGGGCCUGGAGCUCAACGGGGAGCCAAUCAGAGUGGGUGACACGGCAGAAUGGGCGGGGCCGGGCAGCAGGAAGGUGUUCGGGGUGUACCAGUGCUGUGGCAGGGCGGGACCUUGCGACAACAACCCCUGUCAGAACGAAGGAGUCUGCGAGGAGGAUGACAGUGGGGAGCCGCGCUGCAGGUGUGCAGGACUCUUCCACGGCGCCCGCUGCGAGCUGGCCAACAACCCGUGCGCCUCCCAACCAUGUGCCCAUGGCAGGGUGUGUGUGCCAAAGGCUCAAGGUUACAUGUGCAACUGUUCGCUGGACGACACUGAAGCACGGUGCCACAAUCACAUCGAAGUCUGCUCGCCCAAUCCGUGUCCUGGAGGUUUUGAUUGUAAAGUCACAGACGGUUCCAUCCACUGCGACCCACUACCUCAGGUAUCUCCAAUGAUCGGCUACAUGGAAAUCAUGGAGAUCAGUGUCAGCGUGCUUGGAUUACUCUUCUUGGUCGGCAUCUUUGUUUGCAUCAGGAAACGUUACGUUCAGCAGAAGAAGAAAAAGCCUGUUUGUGUCCAGGACUCCAAUGGCUACUUCCAGCCCAGUCUGGCCAAGAGCCUCAAAGAAGACAACCCGGAGGUCACCCCCAUCGAGAUGAGCUCAAUGAUCGGUACCACCAACGACCUCGACCACACGCCGUUCAGGUCGCUUCGCCCACGCAGCCAGAUCAUCUCGUCAGGAAGCGUGGUUCCAAAGACACAGGGGCCUGUGGUGUGCAGCGUUGCCCCAAACCUCCCCGCCAGGCCGCCGUCCAGCUCCGACAACGACUCCAUCCGGAAGAACCACUGGGACAUGGACUACGAAGUCUAUCCGGCGGACCCUGACUAUUACGGCCGCCCAGCAGUCCAGGAGUUCCCCCAGUUUGACAUCGUAGAGGACACCUACUCCACCUCCACCAUGGAAUCGCGAAGAAACUCCCGAUUCGGCGGCUUCCCAUUCCCGCUGGACCGCUGCGACCGCCGCGCUCCUCUCCCCCCCUGCUACAGCAACCAGAACCUGGAUGACUUCCUGGGUCCCGACGGGCUUCCUCUUCCCAGCUCUCAGUGCCCCAACGAGUACACGGCCAUCAGCUAUUACCCCACCCAGCACACCCGCAGCCUGGACAACGUCUCGGGAGGCUACAAGAGACUCAGCAUGCGUCUGAGCGUGGCGAUGCCAUCCUACGCUGAGCAGGCGAGCCCGCCGCCAGCGCCCAACACUGCCCAGCCUCAGACGAGACCGGCCGGGCAGAACCCGCGCAGCUACGAUGGGUUGAGCAUGGUGGAGAGCGAUUAUGGGAGCUGUGAGGAGGUGAUGUUUUAAGCUCCAACACUACAUCCAUUUUUUGUGGCAGAAAGGAAAGUGAUUAUUCAACCCAAACAGUGCACUCUGUUCUCCAUCCUAAGGCAGCUUUGUUGUGUACAAGCACACCUCUCACAUGAAACUAAUGAACAGCAGCUCGGCAGUCUCUCACCAUGAGAUCUGACUCUUUCUUUCACGGAUGAAAGCGCUGUGUGGAAUAAUGGUUCAGAUGUCUUUCGUUUGUUUGACUUUUUUUUAAAGCGGUGAAGUCUUGCUGUGCCAGACCAGACGGGGGUAAAUCAGUCGUCCUCGGUUACCUCGGUGGAAAAAGUUCAGCAGAAGUUCAUCCUUUUGUCAAAGAGACGCCGCCGAGAGAACUCGUUAACUUGUUAGAGUUGUGAAAUCGUGAACAGUAUUACUGACUUGAGGACCUGUGGACCAUUUCAAAGUUUAAAAAAACAGGAAAAAAAUCUGACUCUCAGCAGAAGAUUUUGCUUUAGAAACGUCCAAACAGCUGCAUAGCAAACGACAUCUCCUGCAUUUCACUUCUCAGACAUUUGUCACACAAGCCAACCACUCAGAAAACAUCAAUUUCCGCUCUGGCAAAUAUUGAUAAUGGUAUGUAUACCAUGCAUUGUAAGAUGUGAUUGAAUGUGAGACAGCAGACGUGAGGUAAACACCGUUUCCAUGACAGUGAUCAGCGUGACAUUCAGAAAACAAUAUUCAUUCAGAAAAUGUUUUUCUGAUGGUCCUGAUAAAAAGCUUUGAUGAAAACUGUCGCAUUGUGUGAAAUGGAGGCCGUGUUUAUCAUAUCUACAUUCUAUGGCGUGUGUUUGUUGUUUUUAUCGUAAAAGAACUGCGAGAAUGUUAGAAAAACACACAGGUUUAGUGUGUGUAUAAUGUCAGCCUGGUGUUUCAAAUCUAAAGGUAUUAAAAAUGACACUGAGCACAUUUCAUGCAGGAUAAACAUUUCAGUGAACUCUUUAAUCUGCUUACUGUUGCUGUUGUUUAUUGUUGCUGUCUGUUACAAUGAAGGGGGCUGGAUCCUCAAGAAAAAAAAGCAUAAACACCAGUGACAAAGUGACUUAGUUAGUUGUGAAGUAGAUGUAUUUUAACUUUAAGUGUUACUAGAAUCAACGUUGUUUCUGUUGCAUCUUAGCGUGAACUAGGUUACAGUAUUUCCUUUUGGAGAAGUUAGUGUUCGUGAUCAAGUUCAACUCUGCCCUCAGUGAUAAAGGGAACACUUAAUUUGGAGUAGUUAAAGAAGAGCGGUGGAGAAAUGUCUAUGCAGCCAUUUUAAAUGGUGUAAAUAUGCGAGCCUCAGAUGAAAGAAACGCUUGUUUUGGUCAAGAGCUUGUUGUGCAUUAUGCAACAUUUUAAAAGUGAAUGUGUUAUACUGAAUAGAGUCCAUGUUUAGCCCACACAGCAUUUUCUACAAUGGACUGUUUAACAGUUAAGAGCCAAAAUAUACAUAGUUAUAAAUUCAGACAAUCAUCACUUACUUUAUAUAAACUUUAAGGCAACAACCAACACUGAUUAAGCUGGAGUUAGCAAUUGUUUGGCAUUUAUGCAUGAACAAUUUGUUGCCAAUCAAUUUUCUGUAUGACUAUUUAUUUGAGCUCUUUUUAAACAUCUCUAAGUCUAUUAAAGUGAUAGAUAAUGAUAAAUGUCAAUGACAACUUGCUUAGAAUACCUUAUUAAAAAUUUAGAAGGUAUUUAAAUAUAUAAUGAGAAAAAACAUACAUUUCAGGUCUAAAAGAUUUAAGGACUUCUCAGUUUUCUAAUUAUCUAAAGACACUAAAAGAAAUCUACUGCACAAACACACAGUCCAGCAGUCUUUGUGCUGUUUAGGUACAACAUGCCACAUGCAUUAUGCAUAAGAUGUCACAGCAAGCGCAGUGAAAACAGAUGUUUUAAUUAGUCCACUCAGCAGUCAAGUCUUUACAUUCAUGCAUGAAGCUCAAAUCACAUUAUUUCAUAUCUUCCAUCGCUGAAACAACCAUUGUGUGCAAGCUAUUAUACAGUCCAAACAAAACAAAACCUUGAUCAGCUUGUUUGUGAAUUCCAGAGCAUAUAAAGAUCAGAUCUGAUCGACAAAUCAGCUGUUUGGACAGUUUGUGUUUUGGCUGAACGUGUACACAGAGUUUUCUGUUGCUGCUGCCUCCAUGUAAACGUGUUGAGGAUGCAGAUGAUGCGUGUAAAAUCAAAGCAGCUGAGCUUUUCUUUGAGGCUGGAGAUAAAAAAAAAAACAAGACACAAGGGCAGUGCCUGUGCUGGAAGAAGGCAUUUGUUGUAGCAUGUAGGUGUUACCAGACUCCAGGGUGAUUCAAACAGACUGCAGAGAAAAAUGUCUCAAUCUUUCUUAAUGUCCUAACUGUCAAAUCUCUCCCAUCUGGCACCAUAAUGGGCUAAAUCAAAGCACACUCUGGAAUUAUUAAUACAUAUUUAGUCACUGCUGUUUUUACUGCAGUCGUGCUGAGCUGCUGCUGAGCUUUUGGCACUGGAGUUUAACGGAUUUCAGCAAAUGAUCUGUUCUCAGUUUGUUUAUCUGAUGCACACAGAUCUUUCCUGUAAGCUCAUGAAGCAUAUUUUGUUACAACAAAGACAGAGUCAGGGAAGACACAAUAAGCACCUAAUUAUCCAACCAGAGGAUCCUGGAAAUUCAAAAAAUUUGGUUCAACAUUAGUUUCAUCUGAAGUUAAGUGAGCUGUAGCUUGUGAUGUAUUUAGUAAAGUUUGUACGAUUACUGAGUUAAUUAAAAAGCCUUUCAGCAUGUUUGUAUCACAGCGAGCAAGCUAUUCACCAGUUUUUUUAGCUUCUAAAUGAGGACAAGACUGUUGAGAUCUAACAGUUGAUCAGCUCAUAUUCACGGAGAGAGAAACCAAUUACUUUCUAAUUCCACAUAUACAACAUGUGCUUAAGUAAGCUAAAAAAAACAAAAAAAAACAUCACAGACAUAUAAAUUGAUUUUGAUCUUCUUAUCUAACUCUCGCCAAGUGCAAACAAGCAAUUAUUUAAUUAUUUUCCUUUGAAUGACCGUGUCUUAAAUUUUAAAUUCAUCCUCAAAAUUUAAGAGAAAUGACAGAUUACGAGAAUCUCAUUUUGCUAAACCGGAGACAACUUCAAAGUUUGGAUUUUGUGAAAAAAAGCUCAAAGUAAUUAAUAUUAAAAACUAUUAAUCAGUCUCGCAGUGAGCAGUGUUGAGCCACUGACAAUGACAGCAAUCUACAAAUUAUUGUCAAGAAGAACAAAGUAGACGGAUUAGCAUUUUUGCCUGAGAUAAGCCUUUUGAAUUUAAUAUCCUGGAUGAAUAAUAUGAGCCUUAAUGAGUACAGAAUCAAACUUCCUUGCACUUUUCUAUCCUCGAUUUCAGAGUGAAUUCAUACUACGUUUGUUGUGUCGCUCCCAGUAUUGUAAGGCAAUUGAGUUCACAAAAAUUAAAACAAAAAUUGAAAAUCUGAUAUAAAAAAUUUGUCCUUACCAUGCUGUUAGACUUGCCUAAAUAUACACACUAACCAAUAUUUUGAUUUGAGUAACAAGAUACAUUUCUGCUGUUCAUUCUUUGUGCUCGGUCAGUGUCAUGUCUCCGUCUCUAUCCAACAGUCUAACUGUUGGAGGCUCUGGGUUAAUGUAUGUGUCUAUCACUGGUGGUUAAACUGUGACUACUGUCUUGGAAAGAACAUUUCUUUAGUUUAUAUUGUACAUGUAUUGUGUUGUACAUUCAGUGUGUAUCUGUGUUGCUGUUGUAGGUUGUUUUUUGUGCAGAAUAUGACUUCACUUGAAUGUACGUUUUACUUGUUUUCAUUCAUAAAGUUUAUUUUUUUAUUAAUAUGGGCCUCCCCAUGUUUUGCCCUGUGGUUUCUCUAUGAGAGAUUUUAUUAAGAUGCCGUCUAUCUGUUUUGUUUUUCAAUAUUGUAAAGAGAAUAUGAAUAAAGAUAAUAUCUUCUAUGAACAGCGAUUAUCAGGA
Molecule: messenger RNA, 17333 nt
Organism: Centropristis striata (black sea bass)
Lineage: Eukaryota; Metazoa; Chordata; Actinopteri; Perciformes; Serranidae
Gene: fat2
Product: FAT atypical cadherin 2
Exons: 29
Coding region: 311-13387 (4358 amino acids)
Biological process (GO): homophilic cell-cell adhesion
Cellular component (GO): cell-cell junction; plasma membrane
Molecular function (GO): calcium ion binding
Source: RefSeq, a predicted model, not a curated record